Dissoconium aciculare CBS 342.82 is the source of this 694-nucleotide messenger RNA. RefSeq lists its product as uncharacterized. The record is from RefSeq and is a predicted model, not a curated record. Bases 168 to 644 code for a protein of 158 amino acids. NCBI's taxonomy places the organism in Eukaryota, Fungi, Ascomycota, Dothideomycetes, Mycosphaerellales, Dissoconiaceae. The transcript has a single exon.
CAGUACACUUUCGACAUUAUUGUAAUACCCUUUUUUAUCUUGCCAUGAGAUGGAAGAGCCUCAUGUACUAAUGGUUUCUCGAGAAACCUUUAACCUUCUCCUUCGUCUCUUCUGCCGACACUGAUCAUGACAUCUGCAACCGACAUCUAUGCACACGCUCCUGGAACAUGCCUUUUCCUCGAAACAGCCAGAACACAGCCAAAAGCGAUUGCUUCUCGAGAUCCGCAACCGAUGCACGAUCUCCAGCUCGUUUUAUUCCCUCCCCUUUCAAUACCAUCGUACACCUCGAUGACAGGACCUUUUCUAUCCCUAGCACGGAUGUCAAAUUGCAAUGUUGCCUCUUCUCCUCAUGGCUUCCGUUGUGCCGCUCAAAAGAAGUGCUUAUAUCAAUUGUGCAUGCACUCGGUGUACACCGUUACAUCUCGAGGCGACCUCUUUUGUUGCCCUCUUUCUCGCGACGGGGGAGAGGCGGGAGAUUGAAGUGCGAACAUCUCUUGAAGACUUGGCUCGUCAUUGCGGGAAUGACGAUUCGAUCACUACCUAUAGGAUCCAUCACUUGUGUCUGCAGAGAUAUCCUUACUCCUGCUGCGACAUGUCCCGGAGUGUGUCCUCUGUCCCCGUGGUCGUAUAGCAUGCAGCGAUGAGACAGAGAAAAAGUCUUCUCUCUUCCCAGCCGACGAUUUCCCCGUGCAGA